Mercenaria mercenaria is the source of this 579-nucleotide messenger RNA. RefSeq names its product zinc finger protein 64-like. Gene Ontology annotation, molecular function: DNA-binding transcription factor activity; RNA polymerase II cis-regulatory region sequence-specific DNA binding. Lineage: Eukaryota; Metazoa; Mollusca; Bivalvia; Venerida; Veneridae. Bases 1 to 579 code for a protein of 192 amino acids. The record is from RefSeq and is a predicted model, not a curated record. The transcript has a single exon. Gene Ontology annotation, biological process: regulation of transcription by RNA polymerase II.
AUGAGGAAGCAUGUGAAACCCUUUAAAUGUGAUGUUUGUGAUUAUGCAUGUGCUACAAAUCAUCGUCUGCGGUCACAUACGAGGAUUGUUCAUUUAGGAGUGAAACGCUUUAAAUGCGGCAUUUGUGAAUAUUCAUCUGAUUCAAAUAGUCGUUUGCAGACGCAUAUCAGGAUUCAUACUGGAGAGGUACCGUUUAAAUGUGAUGUUUGUGAUUAUGCAUGUAAGUCAAAUGAGCAGCUGAAGAGACAUAAUAUGAUUGUUCAUACAGGAGAGAAACCCUUUAAAUGUGAUGUUUGUAAUUUUGCAUGUAAUGUGAGAGGUAAUCUAAAGGCACAUUACAGAAUACAUACAGGAGAGAAACGCUUUAAAUGUGAUCUUUGUGAUUUUGCUUGUAAUGCAAAAGCUAAUCUAACGGUACAUUACAGAAGACAUACAGGAGAGAAACCCUUUAAAUGUGAUGUUUGUAGUUAUGCAUGUAAUUCAAUGAGUAAUCUAUGCAAACAUGUGAGAACACAUUCAAGAGGGAACCCUUCAGACAUGAAACCUGUGAUUAGUACUAGUAUGUUAGUCAAGCCGUGA